This is a messenger RNA of Oryzias melastigma (Indian medaka), 3408 nucleotides long. RefSeq names its product calcium/calmodulin-dependent protein kinase (CaM kinase) II delta 1 (gene camk2d1). Lineage: Eukaryota; Metazoa; Chordata; Actinopteri; Beloniformes; Adrianichthyidae. Bases 217 to 1755 code for a protein of 512 amino acids. Gene Ontology annotation, molecular function: calcium/calmodulin-dependent protein kinase activity; calmodulin binding; ATP binding. Gene Ontology annotation, cellular component: neuron projection; cytoplasm. Gene Ontology annotation, biological process: protein phosphorylation. The record is from RefSeq and is a predicted model, not a curated record. The transcript is spliced from 20 exons.
AUCCCUGCCUCCUGUAAUCCGUGCGUGUCAGAGAACGGGCAGACGCAGCAGAAGCGCUCAAGUUCCCUGUCACGUCCAGAAGGCUGAAACAGAAACGUAUCCGAGCCCGUUCCUCUCCGCAGCACUCCUCCAACCCGACCGGAAGUACGCUGUGGCCCGCCGCGCUGACAGCAGUCCUGACACGCUUGCGGCUCGUGGAAUUCGGAACACCUGACCAUGGCUUCAACCACCUGCACCAGGUUCACCGAUGAUUACCAGCUGUAUGAGGAGCUGGGCAAGGGUGCUUUCUCUGUGGUGAGGAGGUGUAUGAAGAUUUCCUCGGGACAGGAGUAUGCAGCAAAAAUAAUCAACACCAAGAAACUGUCUGCUCGGGAUCACCAGAAGCUGGAACGGGAAGCCCGUAUCUGCCGCUUACUUAAACACCCCAACAUUGUGCGGCUACAUGACAGCAUCUCAGAGGAGGGAUUCCACUAUCUAGUCUUUGACUUAGUCACUGGUGGUGAGCUGUUUGAGGACAUUGUUGCCAGGGAGUACUACAGUGAAGCUGAUGCCAGUCAUUGCAUUCAGCAGAUCCUAGAAGCUGUUCUCCAUUGCCACCAGAUGGGCGUGGUCCACCGGGAUCUUAAGCCAGAGAAUUUGCUGUUGGCAAGCAAGUUGAAAGGAGCAGCAGUCAAACUGGCAGAUUUUGGUCUGGCCAUAGAAGUGCAGGGAGACCAACAGGCAUGGUUUGGUUUUGCCGGUACUCCAGGUUAUCUGUCUCCAGAGGUUCUAAGGAAAGAUCCUUAUGGUAAACCUGUGGACAUGUGGGCAUGUGGUGUAAUCCUCUACAUCCUCCUGGUUGGAUAUCCCCCCUUCUGGGAUGAAGACCAGCACAGGCUCUACCAGCAGAUUAAAGCUGGAGCUUACGAUUUCCCCUCUCCAGAGUGGGACACUGUGACCCCUGAGGCCAAAGACCUGAUCAAUAAGAUGCUUACUAUCAACCCUGCCAAGAGAGUCACUGCCACAGAUGCACUCAAACACCCCUGGAUCUGCCAACGUUCCACUGUGGCUUCCAUGAUGCACAGACAGGAGACAGUUGAGUGCCUGAAGAAGUUCAACGCCAGAAGGAAGCUCAAGGGGGCCAUCCUGACUACUAUGCUCGCCACUCGUAACUUCUCAGCAGCCAAGAGUCUGCUGACCAAAAAGCCAGACAGUGUCAAAAUCAACAACAAGGCUAAUGUGGUCACCAGCUCCAAAGAGCCGGUCCCCUCUGCUUCUCUGGAGCCUCAAUCCACUGUUAUCCACAACCCGCCGGAUGGAAAUAAGGAGUCCAGUGAGAGCACAAACACCACCAUCGAGGACGAGGAUGUGAGAGCCCGCAAGCAGGAGAUCAUUAAAGCGACGGAGCAGCUGAUUGAGGCCAUCAACAAUGGAGACUUUGAGGCCUACACGAAGAUUUGUGAUCCUGCCCUAACGUCCUUUGAGCCCGAAGCAUUGGGUAACUUGGUUGAGGGUACGGAUUUCCACCGCUUCUACUUUGAAAACGCCCUGUCUAAGAAACUGCCUAUUCACACCAUCCUGCUCAACCCCCACGUUCACCUUAUUGGAGAGGACGCUGCAUGCAUUGCCUACAUCCGCUUGACACAAUACAUUGACAGUAACGGCAUGCCUCGCACCAUGCAGUCAGAGGAGACCCGCAUCUGGCACCGCCGGGACAGCAAGUGGCAGAACAUCCACUUCCACCGGUCUGGAUCCCCCACCGUCCCCUCUAAGUGAGACAAAGUGCUUCAGCUUCAGACGCCCUCCACCCAACAGCAAUCAGCUAACAACAACCUGUAUAUCCCAAAGCACCCCCCCCCCUUCUGUUUACGUAUUUCUGCUGCUGCACUGUCCAUGUGUAAAGGCCAACUAAAGUUGGACCUGAGUUUUACGUGUGAGGAGGAUGUGUGGUGUUUAUAUCAGCAGCAUGUUUAUUACUCAAAGGUUUGGGGUUUUCUGCUUCCUUUAUAGUUCUGCUUUAGAUGGAUUUCAUAGAAGCAGCUUGAUCAUUCUAUCAUAUUUGUAAACAGAGCUGGUGUGUAGCUGUCUCUUUUUUUCUUCUAUCUCGCUGGAUGACCACAUAAACCUAAAUAAAUUUCAAGCAACAAAACUUUACUGGUCCUGAGAAGAAAGAUGUUUUCUUAGGACCGUCUACGUUUACACUCAUUUUCAACUUGAAUUUUUUCACAGGAAUUUCGUUGCCAGCAAUAAAUCUUACUAGUUUUUGAUUUGGUUUUUAUCCAAUUCUUCUAUUAAUUUGGAUCAAUAAAGUUCAGAGAUAGUGAGUUUUUUUUUUUUUAUUAACUGGUCAGAAUUUACAGUCUUUAAUAUAUAUAUAUAUAUAUAUAUAAAAUCUUAAAAGAAACAAUAAUGGCUCAUUUUUGCAAAGCAGAACUUUAGAUUUUAGGUAAUUUAGUUCUCUUCCCUCCAAGCUCAGCAGAUCUUUUGAGGUACGGUAAUGAUAGUUCAAACAGAAAAUCUCUGCUCUUCAAAAUUCAAGUUGAUGCUUCUGUAUUGAAUCUGCAUGAGCAAAGUAAACCUGUCGUGAUGUAAUUACUUUUAGUCACAAGGACCAAGAUACAGUUGUGGUUCAUUCUGAUAUACCAUUUUCAGAAAGGCCAUUUAGCUGAAUUCAGACAGAGGCUUGCUUUAUUUGGUUUGUAUGAAUGUUCGGUGUUAUUUUGUUUACUUGUUUUUAGAAGCAUUUAUAUCUUAGAGAAUUUAUAUUUUUCACUGCCAGCUAUAUUUUCCAGGAUUUUUAACAGUUCAGAAAGAACACCUGAUGUGUUGGGACUUCCAUGAUCACAGAGGAGUCUCUUAUGAGAGAAAUGUGUCAAAUGUAGAAGCAGUUCUAAGGCUCUUCAGUGACUCUUGAAAGCCAGACCAUUUUUCUACAGUAAAGGGACAGUGAUGUGAAUUUCUUGUUAACAUUUUAAGUUGUAUAUUGACGCUUGUCCCUCCUCUUUUUUCUUGUGACUCCUCCCACACAUUUAGCCAGUGUUGUCCUGUAGCAUGUUGUCCACAGUGUUGAUCACAUCCUAGAUGAUCUUUGGAUGAAGGAGUUUACUCUUCAACAUCACCUGCUGGAUAACUAAGCACCACAUAUCAUCAUUGUUCUUAAUCUGUUUCACUGCAACUUAGUUUCCUUUUCACAAGAGGCUUCAAGUGCUUUUCUUUAGCGACACAUCUCAGUGGAAACAUGUAUUCUAGAGUCAAAAUUGGGAAUAAAGAAAGUUGAAUUUUUAACUGCAAUUGUUUUCAUUUGAUUUGACUGUUAAACAAGAGUUUGAAAAAGUGUACUUGGUCCAUUCAUGUUUUUUUCCCUCACCAUCCACUAAGACGAGAUUAAAUGAUGCGACAAGGAAAUAAUGAAUAAAGUGUUUGAUCUAU